Messenger RNA from Manihot esculenta (cassava), 4185 nucleotides. RefSeq names its product pentatricopeptide repeat-containing protein At3g09040, mitochondrial. The transcript is spliced from 2 exons. The record is from RefSeq and is a predicted model, not a curated record. Gene Ontology annotation, molecular function: RNA binding; protein binding. Bases 165 to 3431 code for a protein of 1088 amino acids. Gene Ontology annotation, biological process: RNA modification. NCBI's taxonomy places the organism in Eukaryota, Viridiplantae, Streptophyta, Magnoliopsida, Malpighiales, Euphorbiaceae.
UUAUUAACAAAUACCUAAAAAAUUUUUCCUUUCUUUUAGAAAAAUAAAAAUAUCAAGUUUAAAAAUUAUGGAAAAUAUUUUUAUUGUAAAUUCAUAUCUUAAAAAACUUUUCUUUGCUUUAGCCUGCUCCUCCCAAAUAAGAGUGUAAAUGUUGAACCCAAUGGAUGGCGCCUCGCGUUGUAGCUUUUAACGCCUUCAAGCUUCAACCUGCCGGUCAGUGCUGCCAAAGGCUUCCUCCUCUCCCUUGCUUGCCCUUGUCAGGCAUAUGCAAAUCUUCUUCUCUAGCACCCGUUUAUCACAGAAACUUUACCCUACUUACCUCACCGAGCCAUGUUAGAAUUAUCGUAGAGCCAAUGCGUCUCAGGAUUUUCUUCAAAACAUCUCCUGCCUCAAACUCACACUCCUCUCUUCACCCACUCACAUUUUCAACUAUUCCAUAUGAGUUGGACCAGCUUGUUCAGACCCCUAAACCCCAUAAUUACGCCCAGAUCUUGCUUUCCAGCAUCGGAAAAUGCAAACAGGCCAAAGCACACCACACGCUCGAAGAAACGCCUCAAAGGCUAUUGCAAUUUUCAACAACCAAUAGAAUUAUCCAUGGCCAGAGCCUCAAACAUGGUUUUUGGUCAAAUGGGCCUUUGGGGAAUUCCAUUCUUGACAUAUAUGCCAAAUGUGGCCAUGUGGAUUUUGCGGAGAAGGUCUUCAAUAGGCUUGAAAAUAGAGAUGUAUUGGCUUGGAACUCUAUCUUGUCAAUGUAUUCGAAAUGGGGAUUUUUGGAUACGGUUGUUAAGUCCUAUGGAUCAUUGUGUAGUCAUGGGGUGUGGCCUAAUGAGUUCACUUUUGCUAUUGUUUUAUCAGCUUGUGCUAGAUUGGAGAGUGUUGAAUGUGGCAGACAAGUUCAUUGCAAUGUAGUUAAGAUGGGCUAUGGCUCGAGUUCUUUUUGCGAGGGUGCUCUUAUUGAUAUGUAUGCUAAAUGUAAUAGCAUGGUUGAUUGUCGAAGGGUGUUUGAUGAAGGAGUUGAAUUGGAUACAGUUUCUUGGACGUCAUUGAUUGCUGGGUAUGUUAAAGCUGCUUUGCCUGAGGAGGCGUUAAAAGUGUUUGAAGAGAUGAAGAAAGUAGGUCGGGAACCAGACCAAGUAGCAUUUGUGACUGUCAUAAAUAUAUAUGUUGGUCUAGGAAGGCUUGAUGAUGCAAUCGAUUUAUUCUCCCAGAUGCCUAACCCUAAUGUUGUGGUAUGGAAUGUGAUGAUUUCAGGGCAUGCCCGGAAAGGUUAUAUGGCAAAAGCUAUCGAGAUUUUCCAAAAUAUGAGGAAAGCUGGUAUUAAGUCUACAAGAUCCACGUUAGCAAGUGUAUUGAGUGCAGUUGCGAGUUUAACUGCUCUUGACUUUGGUUUGCUAGUUCAUGCGGAGGCAGUUAAACAGGGGUUGGACUCUAACGUCUAUGUUGGAAGUUCAUUGAUUAGCAUGUAUGCUAAAUGCGAGAAGAUUGAAGCGGCAAGAAAAGUUUUUGAUGCUUUAGAUGAGCAAAAUGUUGUCUCCUGGAAUGCAUUGCUUGGAGGUUAUGCACAAAAUGGAUAUGGCUACAAAGUGAUGGAAUUAUUCCCCAAUAUGAAGAGCUGUGGUUUCCAUCCAGAUGAAUUUACCUAUACCAUUAUUUUGAGUGCAUGUGCUUGCAUGAAAUUUCUGGAAGGGGGUCGGCAAUUGCAUGCAGUCAUCAUCAAGGAUAAAUUUGCCUCAAACUUAUUUGUGGGAAAUGCAUUGGUUGAUAUGUAUGCUAAAUCUGGUGUUCUUGAGGACGCAAGGAAACAAUUUGAACUCAUGAAGUACAGAGACAAUGUUUCUUGGAAUGCAAUUAUUGUUGGAUAUGUGCAGGAAGAAAAUGAGGUUGAGGCGUUCCUUAUGUUCCAAAAGAUGCAUUUGCUUGGGAUUUUGCCUGAUGAAGUCUCCUUGGCCAGUAUACUGAGUGCCUGUGCAAAUGUUGAAGGUAUUGAGCUGGGGAAACAGAUGCAUUGUCUCUCAGUCAAAACUGGUCUUGAAACAAGCCUUUAUGCUGGAAGCUCCCUUAUUGACAUGUAUGCAAAGUGUGGUGCUAUUGGCUCUGCACAUAAAAUUUUUGCAAGCAUGCCUGAGCGUAGUGUGGUCUCCAUGAAUGCCCUUAUCGCAGGAUAUUCUACUAUUAAUAUAGAAGAUGCAAUACUACUCUUUAAACAGAUGCAAAUUGAAGGACUUAGUCCAUCUGAAGUAACUUUUGCAAGCCUUUUAGAUGCAUGUGGUGGACCUCAACAGUUGAAUCUAGGAAGGCAAAUCCACUCUCUUAUUCUAAAAGGGGGCCUUCAGUAUGAUGAUGAAUUCUUAGGUGUCUCCCUCUUGGGCAUGUACAUGAACUCCUUAAGAAAAGAAGAUGCAAGUAUUCUCUUCUCAGAAAUUUCAAAUCCAAAAAGCAAUAUAUUGUGGACUGCAAUGAUUUCAGGACUUGCACAAAAUGAUUGUACUGAUGGGGCUUUGCUGUUCUAUCAAGAGAUGCGUAGCUGCAAUGUGCUACCUGAUCAAGCCACAUUUGUCAGUGUGCUUAGAGCAUGUGCUAUCUCAUCUUCUAUGAGAGAUGGAAGACAGGUUCACUCACUCAUUAUCCACAUUGGUUUUGACUUAGAUGAAUCAACGUGCAGUGCCCUUGUGGACAUGUACGCUAAAUGCGGGGAUGUGAAGAGUUCCAUGCAAGUUUUUGAGGAAAUGCAUAGUAAAAAUGAUGUUAUUUCUUGGAACUCAAUGAUAGUUGGAUAUGCUAAAAAUGGGUAUGCAGAAGAUGCACUAAGAGUCUUUGAUGAGAUGAAGCAAACACCUGUUAUACCUGACGAUGUCACGUUUCUUGGUGUUCUCACUGCAUGCAGUCAUGCAGGGAGGGUAUCUGAAGGCCGUCAGACCUUUGAUAGUAUGGUUAACUAUUACAAGAUUCAGCCUAGGGUGGAUCAUUGUGCCUGCAUGGUUGAUCUUCUGGGCAGGUGGGGCUUUCUGCAAGAAGCUGAAGAGUUCAUCUAUACACUUAAAUUUGAACGUCAUGCCAUGAUUUGGGCUACAAUGCUUGCAGCUUGCAGAAUACAUGGGGAUGAUGUUAGGGGCCAAAAUGCUGCUGAGAAACUCAUUGAACUUGAACCUCAAAAUUCUUCACCCUAUGUGCUUCUUUCUAACAUUUAUGCUGCAUCAGGAAACUGGGAUGAGGUUAAUGUUUUAAGGAGGGAAAUGAGAGAGAAAGGAGUGAAGAAGUUGCCAGGAUGCAGCUGGAUUGUAGUGGGACAGAAGACAAAUAUUUUUGUUGCAGGGGACAAGUCUCAUUCUAGUGCUGGAAAAAUUGAUCUAGUAUUAAAAAAUUUGACAGCACUGAUGAAAGAAGAUGCUUAUGCUACUCUUAUUGAUUCUUUUAUCCAUGAUGAAUGGUAAAACCUUCUUUUGUCGCUGGCUGUGUGCCUGCUUAGGCAGACAUGAAGUCUUUACUAAAGCUCAUACCGAAAUAAUAGAAAUUACAUUGAUGGAUAGAAGGCACAUAGAGACUGUUAGCCACAUUAUGACUGAAAGGCAGAGCGACAGGCAAGACUUUUCUUUGGAGGUCUAAAUCUGCAUUGAGUCUCUCAUAUUCAUUGACACAUGGUUUCUCUACUUAGGACAUCUGAGUAUCUGGACAUGGCUGAAAGUGAGAAUUAAGAAAACUGACUUAUUGAUUUGAUAACUCAGAAAAUGAAAAGCAGCUCAGCGUUAAGUAAGAUAGCCUUUUGGAUAGUUACUUCAUUUAGAUAUUUUAAACAUGGUGCAUUGAGUACAAUAAGGAUUAUUGAUACUGAGCAUUUUGUGUUUGAUGGCAUAGAUAGGUUUUCUAAAGUUUUUUUCGUGUUGGAUUUUGGGUGAUCAGUGAGUUCCGAGGUAGAGAAUGGAGAGAUACCCAGCUUGUGGAUCUGGUGAUGAACUUGCCUGGAAAACAAAUGGCUGUUAAUUUCAGGUUGGUGGGUUCCCGAGAGCUUGGAAUGCCUAUUGCUACUGCCUUCAGAAACAGCAUAAAACGCUUGGGUAUUUUGGGCUGAGACUGCCAUGAAUGGGAAUACAGCAAGUGUAUAUUGGAGAUGAGCCAUCUGCCUUUUCAUUUGCUUCCACUUUUGGUUUUGUUCAUCUUUAGUUUAAUAGUUAGCCUACAUUUUUGUCU